CCACUCUGACGCGGAACCGCACCAAUUGCGAGCGUCCAUCGCGCUGAGGCGCAUGCGCAGCGGCUCAGUGCCAGCCGCCCAGGGUAUCGAUCCGAGACUUGAAAAAACGGAUGUGCUUCAGAAAAAGAAACGAGUGAUACGCCGAAUUUUAAUGAAAAAUCCAUAUCUCACAAUUCAGGUGCUCAGCCAGAGUAGAGGAAGAGAAGGACAAUAUUAUUUUGAAGAUACGUUGUCACAUGCAUGAGCUGAUACAGUGUACGAGACCUGUGAAGAGUGAGAAGAAACAUCCGAUGUCGCAAAAUGAGAACUUCACCACAACACAAUCUGCUGGCAGUCAUAGAUCAAACGCAUGCUGUCUCUGUUGGUGCUGUUGCUGCAGCUAUUCAUGGAGAGAAGAUGAUGAUCGAAACCGAAGGCCAUCUCACAAUAUUCCAAUGGAGAACAUGGAGAACUGUGAACCAAGUGCAAAUCCAACUGCAGAAGAGGUGCACUUAUGGGCUCAAUCCUUUGACAAGCUACUGAAAACUCCUGCAGGCAGAAAUACCUUCAGAGAAUUCUUAAGAACUGAAUACAGUGAAGAAAAUAUGCUCUUUUGGCUAGCAUGUGAGGAUCUCAAAAAUGAAGCAAAUAGAAGUGCUAUUGAGGACAAAGCACGAAUUAUCUAUGAAGACUUUAUUUCAAUACUUUCUCCUAAAGAGGUUAGCCUUGAUUCACGAGUGCGUGAAGUCAUCAACACGAAGAUGGCUGAACCGUCAAAUCAGAUAUUUGAUGAUGCACAACUGCAAAUUUAUACCUUAAUGCAUAGAGACUCGUAUCCACGGUUCCUGAACUCUUCUAUAUACAAGUCUCUGCUUCAACGGUCAUCCAGCACAUCUUCAGAAUCCUAAAUAUUCAACUACACAUUACAGAAAAAGUUCAUUUUUAAAAAAUAAACAGGUACAAGGUCAUCAUCAAGAGAAAGAAAAUAUGAAACUCAGGUUUAUUUUACUACUGAUUUCCUGUUGCCUAAAAAAUGCAAGACGCACUAAAGAACUGCAAGACUCUAGUGAUGGCUUAAAUAAUAUUGAUUUUGGUCUUUUUUUAUUAUUUACAAGCAUUAGUGAAUAAACCCUAGUGGAAAAGGACAGUUUUGUAUUCAUCUUAGAGUCAGAUAUCAUCUACACAAUCAUUAUAUCUGAAAACAUUGCACCAUUAUAGUAAUUUCAGAACAGCUUUAAGCUUAUUUACAUGAGAAAGAAAAGUGGUUUUAUUUGAAAGGGAUAUAAUCUCAGCCUUUAUAUUGGAACAUAACUAUUAAAAAUACAAAAGAGAAUAUUUAAAAUUGUAAGUAGCUCAUACCUACCGUUGUGAAACAUCAUUGUUGCUGCUAAUGAUUCCAUCAAUUGCUAAUCAAGGAUCAUCCCAUCCCAAAUUUAUAUGGUCAAAAACUGUUAUUUUACCUCAUUUUGUAUCCACAAACAUUUAACUCAAAAUUUCCUUUGGUACAAUGGUUACAAAAUAAUUUCUGAAGAUUGCAGACAGUAUGAUAGCCAGGUAAGUGUGAGAUCUUGUCAAUAGGGAACCAAGGUGUUCUUGAGGGCUACAUUGUCAAAUGGACUCCAGAGCUAGUGUACAAGAUACGUUAAAUUUCACCCCUUUGGUUAUCUUCAUGGUUGACAAUUUAUUGUGCUGCAUCUCCUAAUUAGGCUGUAUUGGCAACUUCAAAGAAGAAACUACUGAUAAGUUAGCUAGCUGUCUUUUACAGCUGAAGAUAGUUUAUAUUUGUGCAAUUUUCUUCUUGGACACAGGUAGUCAACAAAAGGGCUUUAAAUUUAUGAAGGCUUACCUACAAGAUGAAAAAAAUAAUUAGAAAUCAGAAAUUUCCUCACUAUAAUUUUUGAAAUUGAUUGAAAAUGUUUUACAAGCACAGUUAAGAAAAUUUGUUAAAAUUUAAAUAAAUAACAUUGCUAAUCUGA
This is a messenger RNA of Pristis pectinata (smalltooth sawfish), 1955 nucleotides long. RefSeq names its product regulator of G-protein signaling 20-like. Lineage: Eukaryota; Metazoa; Chordata; Chondrichthyes; Rhinopristiformes; Pristidae. The record is from RefSeq and is a predicted model, not a curated record. The coding region runs from base 237 to 887 and encodes 216 amino acids. The transcript is spliced from 6 exons.